GUAGGUAGACCCAGCAAGUCAUUCAUUCAUUCAUUCCUUAAUCCUGUCUUAAGGUCCAUAGGAGGCAAGUAUAAAAGAAAGUCAAGCAUUUAAGGACCCUGAUCAGCAAAGGGUGAUCUAAGGUCUGUGGGAAGAGAGAAGAGGAGGAUAAAGGUGAAGAAUCUGGUCUGUAUGUAGGGGCAAUAUUACAGUGAAUGGUUGUGUAAGCUAUUUAGUUAAUCAGGAGAGGAAGACUUUGGUAUAGUACAGAUAGAUUUCUAUACAAAAUGGAAUCUAAUAACUUGGGUCACCAGGAACUUGUAGAUCAUCCAGGCUCUUUGCUAGAUUCUAGUGUACAGAUGGGUUCUUUUGGUGGAGUCCCAGAUAGCCAGGUCUGGAGCCAAGAUUUUCUCAUGGAUGGUGCAGGCAAUGAUCAAAAUAUGCAGAACAACUUUGCUCCACAUAUGAAUGAAGUACUGUGUAAUUCAAGGCCCUUGAGGCAGGAUGAGCAGCAGCUAUUGAAUCAGGAGUGUGAUCAAAAUCAUCUCAAGAAAAUAGAAGAAAUGUCUGGUCAUGGUCCUUGGGAGAUGAGGAGCCAACUAAGUUCUAAUUUUCAACCAGAUGAUAGUCUGAAUUUAUCUAACAACAUAGCAGGAAAGCAGCACAUCCCAGCUCUCCCUAAUUACAACUUACAACUUCUUGAUGACAGGCUGCAUAACAGCUGUACUAUAUCAGAUAUGGGAAGUUGGUCAAUGUCUCCAAGCUCAUACACACACCCUGGGAUAGACAUGUCAAUUUUGCCUCCGUAUCAACCUAGUAAUGUUAAGGAAGAAUACAUUUCCAUGCCCAGUUACAGCACUUCCAAUUCUUCUACCACAUUCUUACAAGGAUUUGGGCCAUCAGACUCUUACAAAAUCAAUGAAUCAGGACUACCCAACAUGCUGGAUUCUCAUGGGAACAAGACAAUCUUCAAAUCCCACCAUCUUGGGCCUAUGCAUCAUGACUAUAAUAUCCAUGCAGCCCAUGCAUUUCUUCCUCCUAUGUCGUCAAAGCUUUCUUCUGGUCUUCUCACUUUUGGUAGCAACAACUGCUUGAGCAUGCCUGUAAUGGAUUUUCUCAACUCCAAGCCAACAGAAAUCAGGCUUCACAGACCACACUCUGGUUACUUGGAAGGAAAACCGAAACUUCAAAACAGCCAUCAGAGUAGAGCCAUGUCUCUCCAUGGUACUUCAGAUUCAAGCCCUGAGCAGAAGAGAAGCAGCAGUGCAAGCCAUGAAAGCACAUCAGAUGCAGUUUUCAAAAGGCCUCGUCUAGAGGCUAAUUCCUCACUUACCACAUUCAAGGUCCGAAAGGAAAAACUGGGAGAUAGAAUCACAGCUUUACAACAGCUAGUAUCUCCCUUUGGAAAGACUGACACUGCAUCUGUGCUACUGGAAGCCAUUGGCUAUAUUAAAUUUCUUCAAGAGCAAGUCCGGGCUCUGAGUAUGCCAUACAUGAAGACUGGAUGUAGCAGCACAGCACAAGGGGAUCAGAAAGGCUGGGGAUCUUCUGAGCAGAAGGACAGCAAUGAAGCAAGGCAGGAUUUGAGGAGUCGGGGAUUGUGCCUUGUUCCUAUAUCUUGCACGUUGCAUGUGGCUAAUGACAAUGGUGCAGAUUACUGGUCACCUUCUCUGGGAGGUACCUAUAGAUAGAUGAACAAAUACAUCAUAUGUUUGGUAUACAUUGAUACCAUCUUCUUCUUCUUCUUCUGAUACAUUUCAUUUCAUGUUAUAACUUUGUAGUUCACUGCACUACAAAUUAGUUUCCAAUUCCUCUUCAUGAUAAUAAUAAUAAUAGUUACCAGUAGCUAUGUAUUGCUUUUAACAAGUCCUUUCUGUACUGAUAUCAUUGUGGUCUAGUCCUCCUGAACAUGAGAUAGAGUGCUUUGAUAUCAGUACAACAUGGAUAUAUCCAUCAUUCCUUAUGCAGGCAGAAAUCUGCCCCAUAGGAAGAGAAGGAUUGUAUUACUGAACAUUUUAAAUGACCCUUGAAAAAAAUGACAAAAUUAAAAUUCAGAUGUU
Cryptomeria japonica (Japanese cedar) is the source of this 2039-nucleotide messenger RNA. RefSeq names its product transcription factor bHLH68. The record is from RefSeq and is a predicted model, not a curated record. Gene Ontology annotation, biological process: regulation of transcription by RNA polymerase II. Gene Ontology annotation, cellular component: nucleus. The transcript is spliced from 7 exons. The coding region runs from base 267 to 1670 and encodes 467 amino acids. Gene Ontology annotation, molecular function: RNA polymerase II cis-regulatory region sequence-specific DNA binding; DNA-binding transcription factor activity, RNA polymerase II-specific; protein dimerization activity. NCBI's taxonomy places the organism in Eukaryota, Viridiplantae, Streptophyta, Pinopsida, Cupressales, Cupressaceae.